Messenger RNA from Pterocles gutturalis (yellow-throated sandgrouse), 1086 nucleotides. Its product is annotated as ras-related C3 botulinum toxin substrate 3. Gene Ontology annotation, biological process: small GTPase-mediated signal transduction; regulation of cell shape; establishment or maintenance of cell polarity. Gene Ontology annotation, molecular function: GTP binding; GTPase activity; protein kinase binding. NCBI's taxonomy places the organism in Eukaryota, Metazoa, Chordata, Aves, Pterocliformes, Pteroclidae. The record is from RefSeq and is a predicted model, not a curated record. Bases 61 to 507 code for a protein of 148 amino acids. The transcript has 4 exons. Gene Ontology annotation, cellular component: cell cortex; plasma membrane; cytoskeleton.
AGAGAUUGUCACUGAUGCGGACUCUUCCUUGGCAGGUUUGAUAACUAUUCUGCCAAUGUCAUGGUAGAUGGAAAGCCAGUGAACCUCGGCCUCUGGGAUACAGCAGGGCAAGAGGAUUAUGACCGACUGCGGCCUCUUUCCUAUCCGCAGACGGAUGUUUUCUUGAUCUGCUUCUCCCUUGUGAGUCCAGCCUCCUUUGAGAAUGUUAGAGCCAAGUGGUACCCUGAGGUCCGACACCAUUGCCCAAAUACACCUAUCAUCCUGGUGGGCACCAAGCUGGACUUGAGGGAUGAUAAGGACACCAUUGAAAGGUUACGUGAUAAGAAACUGGCCCCCAUCACCUACCCCCAAGGUUUGGCAAUGGCUCGGGAGAUCGGGUCGGUAAAGUACCUCGAGUGCUCUGCCCUGACACAGCGGGGCUUGAAGACGGUGUUUGAUGAAGCCAUCCGGGCUGUGCUCUGCCCACCGCCUGUGAAGAAGCCCGGCAAAAAGUGCACCGUGUUUUGAGGGCUGUGGCCUAGGUGCUGGCUCAGCAUGUUGUCAUCCUCCGACAGAUUGCAUAUUAGCUGGGUGUUUCCGGAGGGGGCUGGGAUGCGUAGGGCCCUUCAUCGUGUACGAAGUCAGUGUUUUUUAAAUGUCUCUUUGAUUUAACGUCAGUGUUGAUGUGAAGGGGCAGUGGGGGCAGGAGACUAGCUGGGGGCUGUACAGCCCCCAGGGGAGGUACAACAGGGAAGGCAAGGUCGCUCCUUGGGGCAACAGGCUGUUUUGGCUCUCCUGAACUCCAAGCUGAAAGGGCCGAGACAUCCAUCCUGUCCUGGAAGCACCUGGUUUCAACCUGCAGGUGAAACCGGUGAAGAUCCUUGUGGGAGUGGGGAGGGAGCUGAUAUGGAUGGUGCUGAAUAACAAGAGCAGCAGGGAGAGGGAUAGGGUCUCUUUGCCCAGCCUACCGUGGCUAAUAGUUAACUGGUGCUCUAGCAGGUACGUGCCUAAGACUGUUAAAAGAAAUCAAAACCAGCCCCAGAAGGGGUCAAAGUAAAUGAGAUAUGAAGCUGAAGAACUAAUCAUUAGGUGCUUUAUUGGGUACUA